AUGAAUAUUGAUCUAACGAAUAUUAUCGAGAAAGGUUUUCAAUUCGCUGAGCAGGCUGAUUUUGAAGAUAAAGCACAUAACUAUGAGUUGGCUAUACAAACAUAUUUGGCAGCAUCAGACUGUUUAACACAUAGUACAAAAUACGGAAUUAUGGACGAAGAAUUGAAGGAAAGUAUACAUGCUAAAGUCGAACGUUAUUUAAAACGAGUUGAAGAAAUCAAAAAUUUUAUGACGAAUGAAGCAACGAAAACAGAAGCAUUUAUUAAUGAUACUACUGAUUGUGAAAGUUUCAACGAUAAUAAAAACAAGGAAUAUGAGACUAAAGAUAUAAAUUCAAAACACAUUAUCAAAAGAUCUAUUGUCACUGAUUCAACAGUAACCUUUGAUGAUGUCAUUGGUUUAGCAAACGCUAAAACACCUCCUGGCAUUGGUAAAACCUAUUUAGCUAAGUCGCUUGCUGCUGAAUGUAAAACAACAUUUAUUUCUGUAAAUGCAUGGGGAUUUCAGCCAAAAUAUCUUAAUUACAAUGAAAAAUCUGUUAAUUCUAUAUUUGAAUUAGCUCGUCAACGGCAACCAUGUAUUUUAUUUAUUGAUGAUAUUGAUGGUUUGCCUGGACAACGUUAUGAUUCCGAAUCAGAAUUAUAUCAACGUAUAACACAAGAAUUUUUAAUUCAAACAGAAGAUAUUACAAUGAAUAAUACAGGUAUUUUCCUUGUUGCUACCAGUAGUACUCCUUGGACACUUGAAGCAGCUAUUCGACAAAGAUUUAAAAAGCAAAUCUAUAUUCCAUUACCUGAAUUGAAUGAACGAGCAGCUAUGUUUAAAAUGUAUUUGAAUGCUAGUACUGAUAAUUAUAUUAUUAAUGAACAUGAAUGGAUGCAGUUAGCAGAAAAAACUAAAUAUUAUUCUAAUGCUGAUAUUAUGAUCGUUUGUCGUGAAGCAUUAUUCAGACCUCUUCGUCCACUCAUGUCAGCAACACAUUUCAAACGAAUGCCAAAUAUAAAAUGUGAUAGUUCUCGUGAACUUUGGUUUGCUUGUUCAUCCGAAGAUCCGAAUGCGGAAGUAGUCGCAAUAGAUAAAAUAGAACCUAAUGAACUAUAUAUACCUCCAAUAACCAUGGCGGAUAUGUUAGCAGCUCUUCUCACAAUAAAACCUUCAAUAAACGAAUCGGAAAUGAUUAAAUAUCGAGAUUUUAGUGACAAGUUUGCGGAGAAUGAAUCAUAA
Molecule: messenger RNA, 1224 nt
Organism: Rotaria sp. Silwood1
Lineage: Eukaryota; Metazoa; Rotifera; Eurotatoria; Philodinida; Philodinidae
Source: the annotation of a GenBank genome assembly